AACAUAAAUAAGUAACGUGAAAGUUAAAGCAGUGAGGAAAAUGUCUGCAGUUAGUACAUAACAUUACAACUACGAACACGUUUGUAAGUCACGCAUUAAAUCGAACGUGUUUAGUUACGCUGGCAUUGCAAAUAACUAAGCGAAAUGAAGAUUAAGAAAAUACUCGCUGUUAACAUGAAGCUGGAGAAGAGAUGUCAGGACACAGUGAGAUGUGACAUGGAAACGGAUUUGGAGACUGCGCUAGAACUAGCAGGCGCAGGAAAAUAUCAAAUAUUUCAUUGUGGAUUAAUGGUAGCAAUACUCGGCUCAGCGAUUCUGGAGAUGAUUGGUAGUUCCUUCAUCCUACCAUCAGCAGCUUGCGAUCUGGCUCUUGAAGACCAUAUGAAAGGAAUUAUAGCUAGUAUACCUAAUAUUGGUGUUAUAUUAACGGCGCCAUUUUGGGGUCCGACGGCAGAUGCUCUGGGCAGGAAACCAGUUCUGCUGGUGUCGACUCUGUUGUCUGGUGUCAUUGGUCUGAUUGCGGCGUUCAUGCCCAAUCUGCUGUCAUUCGCUUUGUGCAAGUUCGUGGGCUCGCUUUUUUUAUCCUGUCCCUCGUCGUUGGGUUUUGCCUUCGCUGGUGAGCUGAUGCCGAAGAAACGAAGAGAUCUGGCGUUACUCAUUUGCAACGCGUCCCUCAUGUUGAUCGCUUCAUUAUGUCCAAUAUUCGCUUGGGGUGUAUUCUCAAUUGAAGACUUCAUUCGCUCAAUCUCUACAUACCUUCGGCCAUGGCGUCUCCUGACAAUGGCGUACUCCAUGCCUUUGAUCCUAUCCGCUCUCUGGUUGACACAGGCCAAGGAGAGCCCUAAGUUUCUGAUGAUGAAAGGAAAGCCAGACGAGGCGUUGGGAGUGUUGAGACACAUUUUCGCCUUUAAUAGUGGGCAAUCACCGGAUCACUACAAGGUCAAAUCCUUGGUGAAGUCACUCGAAGACAGUGAGAAGAGAUGUGAUGGCCAGAGCUGUGAGGCAGCUACCUCGUCCAAAUUAUCAGCACUUGCUUUGUUGAAGCCACCACACUUAAAAUGGUUGGCGCUCACAGGUUUCCUGAUGUUUGGAUUGUUCUCCUUAUUGAACGGAUUAUUUUUGUUCGUUCCGAACACAAUCAACAAAAUGAUGACUCAAUCGCGAAACGAAACGGCCUCCGUUUGUGCGGUUUUGAACCAAGCUAACAAUGACACAAGUGCGGUUGUCUGCGUGGACAGCAUCUCGUUCGGUACGUUCGAGAUCACCGUCGUCACGGCGCUCGUAUACGGGGCUGUUGUGAUGAUGGCCAGCCUGAGUCCUCUCUCCAAGAAGACGCUGCUCAUCUCCAUGUACAGCUUGGUGGGCGUCGCUUGUCUUAUCUCGGUUUCUGUACAGAAUAGACUUGUAGCCGGAGUGUCCAUGUCAGCUCUGGAAAUAACGGCUCUUGGUAUCGGCCCUCUGAACGCGUUUGCAGUGCAGAUCUUUCCUACUAGUUUAAGGGCCUCAGCAGUGGGCGCAGUGAUGAUGUUUGGUCGCGUGGGCUCGGUAAUGGGCGCCAACAUCGCCGGCGCGUUCCUGGCCAGUGGCUGUAUCUACACGUUCUGUGCCUUUGCUCUGCUCCUCUUUUCCACUGCAAUUUUUUAUUUGAUUGAAAAGAGUGGCCGUUGAGUUUCUUGUACGUUCUGCUCAUGACCUCAACAUUUUCCGAACAUAUUAUUGUGUGCCGGGCUUAGCUUCCUGCUGCCAGAUGAUAAUAAAACAAAUGCCAAGCGAUGACGGAGCAUCAACCACUAUCUCAAACAGACUGAUUAGAUGUAACAAAAGAUAAGACGCCGUGUCAUAAUUAACAUUUUAACAAUUUUUUUCUAAUAAAAUAAUGAUUAACAUUC
Molecule: messenger RNA, 1889 nt
Organism: Leptidea sinapis
Lineage: Eukaryota; Metazoa; Arthropoda; Insecta; Lepidoptera; Pieridae
Exons: 13
Coding region: 145-1668 (507 amino acids)
Biological process (GO): transmembrane transport
Molecular function (GO): transmembrane transporter activity
Source: RefSeq, a predicted model, not a curated record